CAUACUGAUUUGUUUAGUUGCGUUUUGCUUUUAACUUUAACCAUUGAAGUUAUUGGCGUUUAUUUUGCUAUUUUCGCGUGUGCAGCAGCAGCAGCAGCAUCUUAACCUUAAUGUGUGUGUCUCUCUGCGUAGUGUUUGAAAACGCCGCUCUGCGAACAUCUGCUGCUGCAAAUGUUCAUCUAAAUAAAUAAGGCAGAAUAAAUAGGCAGUCGCCAAUUUGUUUAAUUAUGAAUUGAAACGUGCAGAUAAAGUGAAAAUAUACAAAUCAAGAAGAAGAACAACAACAACAGCUGCAGUUGGCGUAAAAGUUCAACGGCUUUUUGAAUUAAAAUUGCAAGAAUAUUAAUUUAAUCAGAGCUAUUUACAUAUUCAAUAAAUAUAAAUACUCCAUAAAUAAGGAACAACAACGAUUUGAAUAUAUUGUGAUCAUGAAUGACCGUGAACCUAGCUGCAAUUCGGGCGGACAAUUUAUGGAUCGCGGACGAAUGAAUCAGAAUGGCGUUGUCCAGCCUCUGCUUACCGACUUGUAUCAAAUAACAAUGGCAUAUGCCUACUGGAAAUCGGGCAAAACAGACGACCAGGCGGUCUUUGACCUAUUCUUUCGCAACAAUCCAUUCCACGGUGAAUUUACCAUUUUUGCCGGUCUGGAGGAGUGCCUCAAGUUUUUGGAUAGCUUUCAUUAUUCGCAGAGCGAUAUCGAGUAUUUGAGGCAAACAUUGCCCGAGGGCAUUGAGAACGAAUUUUUCGAGUAUCUGGGCAAUUUAACAGCCCAUGAUGUUACACUCUAUGCCAUCGAUGAGGGCACUGUCGCAUUUCCCCGUGUGCCCAUCAUAAAGAUCGAAGGACCUUUGAUAAUUGUACAACUGCUGGAGACAACGCUGCUCACGCUCGUCAACUAUGCCAGCUUAAUGGCGACGAAUGCAGCGCGUUAUCGCAUGGUUGCUGGCAAACAUGUGAAACUGUUGGAGUUUGGGCUGCGUCGUGCCCAGGGACCGGAUGGCGGAUUAUCCGCAUCAAAGUAUUCCUACACAGGUGGUUUUGAUGGCACCUCCAAUGUGCUUGCUGGCAAAUUGUUUAACAUACCCGUUAAGGGUACUCAUGCACACGCCUACAUCACCAGUUUCAGCAGCGUUGGCGAGCUGAAGACGCGUCUGCUGAAGCACAAGCAAACCGGUGUGAUGGAGGAUCUGCUGGAGCAUGCGAUACGUCAUCGUCAAAUGUUGUCGCAUGUCCUCGAUGUGUCCACGGAGGAGUCGAGUGAGGGUGAAUUGGCAGCCAUGGUCUCGUAUGCCAUCGCAUUUCCGGAUGGAUUUAUGGCCCUUGUCGAUACGUACGAUGUUAAGAGCCGAGAAACAGAACAAGUCACACAAGUCUCAUACGUACAAACUGAUAUCAAAUCAAGAUCUAGUCAGAAUCAGAGUCAGCUAAUAACAAAUGGCAGCAGCAGCAGUGGCAGCAUCAGUGCCAGCAACAGUACCAGCAAUGGCAGCGGCAACAACGCUCCUCCAACGCCACCUGCCACACCGCGCACAAAUGGCCAACUAGCAAACGGACACAAGAUCAAUGGGCAUUCCGAGCAUUUAAAUGCCACAAAUGGUGUCCAGCUAACGUUAACAGAAAGUGCAACAAGUGCAACUGCAACUGCAACACCUGUGACUCCAACAAUCACUUCAGCCUACCUACCAAAAUAUGUCGAGAAGUCAUUCAGGAGUGGACUGCUCAACUUUAGCGCUGUGGCCCUGGCCUUAAACGAUCUGGGCUAUUAUGCGCUUGGCAUACGCAUCGAUUCAGGGGACUUGGCCUAUUUGUCGUGUUUGGCUCGCGAGGCCUUUGAAAAGGUCGCCGAACGGUUCAAGGUGCCCUGGUUCAACAAGCUGACCAUUGUCGCCUCCAACGACAUCAACGAGGACACCAUACUCAGCCUGAACGAGCAAGGGCACAAGAUCGAUUGCUUUGGCAUUGGAACGCAUUUGGUGACUUGUCAACGCCAGCCCGCCUUGGGCUGUGUCUACAAGCUGGUGGAGAUCAACGGGCAGGCGCGCAUCAAACUCAGUCAGGAUGUAGAGAAGGUGACAAUGCCUGGCAAUAAGAAUGCAUAUCGACUAUAUAGUGCCGAUGGACAUGCCCUAAUCGAUUUGCUGCAAAAGGACUCCGAGCAUCCGCCCGCAGUGGGCCAAAAGGUGUUGUGCCGACAUCCGUUCCAGGAAUCGAAGCGGGCCUAUGUGAUUCCCUCGCAUGUCGAAUCUCUGUACAAGAUCUACUGGAAGGCGGGCAAAAUUUGUCAGAUGCUGCCAACACUGGAACAAGUGCGCGAAAAGGUGCAAAUAUCGCUGAAGACGCUGCGCAACGAUCACAAACGCACACUAAAUCCAACGCCCUACAAAGUUGCUGUCAGCGAUAAUCUGUACAACUUUAUCCACGAUCUGUGGCUGCAGAAUGCACCAAUUGGGGAGCUCUCAUGAUCUAUAUAAGCAGCCUACAUUUGGCUAAAUUCCGCAAACAGCAAUUUUACGACGCCUAAAGGUGUUUUUUUUUAAAUAUUUUCAAUUUGCUGGGCAAAAACAAAAGUUAAAAGUUUUCGUAUCGUGACAUUUUGAGAAAGGAAA
This is a messenger RNA of Drosophila grimshawi, 2606 nucleotides long. RefSeq names its product nicotinate phosphoribosyltransferase (gene Naprt). Gene Ontology annotation, biological process: NAD+ biosynthetic process. Gene Ontology annotation, molecular function: nicotinate phosphoribosyltransferase activity. Bases 429 to 2462 code for a protein of 677 amino acids. The transcript is spliced from 12 exons. The record is from RefSeq and is a predicted model, not a curated record. NCBI's taxonomy places the organism in Eukaryota, Metazoa, Arthropoda, Insecta, Diptera, Drosophilidae.